AUGGCUAUCAGGAGUCAGGAAGGGACGAUUGGGAUUGUAGGGGAGGAAACACCGUUGCUGAGGGAUCAGGCGAGCAAUUUGGUUGGAGAUGAUGGUAGUUCGGAGACCUUGACGGAUGCGCAGCGGAGGGGCGAUGAGGAGGAGAUUGUUGACGUGGAUAAAGCGAACCAGCAAGUUGGCAAGGCGAGAGGAGCGUUGAUUAUAUUUAGCUUGUGGGGACUGAUCUUUUUGCAAGCUUCCAACAUGUCCGGAAUUACGACAACACAAUCGAAAAUCGCUGAAGAUCUGGAUGCUUUUGCAGAAGCUAUAUGGUUUGCUUCUGUAUACCUGAUCGCCAUGUCCAGCACAUCCCCUCUCGCAGCACGUCUAGCUCAGAUCUUUUCACCCAGAAACUGUGUCUUUGCAGCAUCCAUUUUCUUCGCAAUUGGCGGUGUGGUUACUUCUCAGGCACGGAAUUUGCAGAUGUUUCUUCUUGGGAGAGCAAUCCAGGGAAUUGGCGGUGCGGGUAUCAUGACUGUGUCGUUUAUUUUAGUGCUCGAAUUGACUGGGAAGAAGCGGAGAGGGUUAUUUAUUGGACUUGUAAAUGCUGGCUUCACUACUGGUGUGUCUGUUGGAGCAGUCGUGGCCGGUGCCUUGUUGCCAGUUACUGGAUGGCGGUUCUUGUUCUGGAUCCAGAGCCCAAUGUCUGUUGUUUUCGGAACUGGAAUAUUCUUCGGCAUCCCGGGAUCUUUUACUUCUGGACAUGCGGGAUCUGGAGAAGGUUCUAUUUUGCAAAAGCUUGGUAGAAUAGACUAUCUUGGCGCUUGCACUCUCACGACAACUCUUUGCCUCUUCCUCUACGGACUCUCCUCGCCAGUCAUCCAGUGGGUUCCUAUCGUUGCCUCGGUUUUCUUGCUCGUAGCAUUCAUCCUCAUCGAACUCUACGUGGUAUCUGAACCCAUCAUUCCCGUCACUGUCUUGAAAUCCCGCGGCGCUCUUCUCUCCUGCGUCGCUCAACUCGGCAUCAUGGCCGCGCGAUGGAUGGUCCUCUUCUACACACCCGCCUAUGCCAUCGCAGUCCGAGGAUGGUCUCCCGCAUCAGCAGGCUCGAUUCUCAUUCCUACUAAUCUAGGAUUCGCAAUCGGUGGGAUCAGUGUAGGUGGGUUGCACAUUCGCCGUGCGGGAAGUUUCUGGCUACCAAGCAUCAUCACGUAUUUUCUUUUCGCUUGUACACUUAUUACUCUGUCACAGAUCGCCAAUCCGGCGACCCCUGCGCCACUCUUUCUGUUGAACGUCUUCAUAAAUGGGAUUUGUGUUGGUGCUGCUCUUGCGUACACGCUCGCUCAUCUCCUCCAUCUGACGCCGACGGAAACGCAUUUCAUUUCCACCUCCCUCCUGACUACCUUCCGUGGUUUCGCAGGCUCAUUCGGUUCCGCUAUAGGCGGUGGAUACUUCGUUCGUGUUCUCAAAGCGACGCUCGAGAAGGGCUACGAGGAGAACGGUGGACUAAAGGGGAGGGAGGAUUUGGUGAGGAGAUUGCUAGGAAGUCCAGCGAUGGUGCAGACUCUCAAGGGAGUGGAGAGGAGGAUUGCGGUUGGAGGGUAUGUUGGGGGAUUGAAGCAACUUUAUGUAGCUGGUGCAGGGUUGGCUCUCAUUAUGGUGUUGGUGCAGGCUGCUACGGGUUGGCAAGGAGCUGAGGAAAGGAAGGCAGUUGAGGAGACUGACCAGCUUAUUGGGGUUGAGGAUGAGGAGUGGGAAGAGGGUAUGGAGCAGGGUGUCUGA
Messenger RNA from Cadophora gregata, 1761 nucleotides. RefSeq lists its product as uncharacterized. Gene Ontology annotation, cellular component: fungal-type vacuole membrane. Lineage: Eukaryota; Fungi; Ascomycota; Leotiomycetes; Helotiales; Ploettnerulaceae. The coding region runs from base 1 to 1761 and encodes 586 amino acids. The transcript has 6 exons. Gene Ontology annotation, biological process: transmembrane transport; basic amino acid transport. The record is from RefSeq and is a predicted model, not a curated record. Gene Ontology annotation, molecular function: basic amino acid transmembrane transporter activity.